AUGAUUUUGCAAUCCACUUCUUCGAGCUGUGGUUUGUCACAGGGUUUUUGGGUCUCCCCACCAAUUUGCCCAUGUAAAAGUAUAGGUGAAAUUACACUCUUCCCAUCAAUUGGAUUUUGUAGAAGGAGAAGAGUUGUAUUGCACACGAAUUCUAAGAGAAAAUGGAUUUUAUUGGCAUGUAUGAUUCCAACUGAUGGUGGAAACCACAAUUUGAAAAUAAAGUUCACCAAUUCAUCUCGGAGGGGAGUGCGGAAUAUAGUAGUGAAGCGAUUCUCCGGUGAAUUGGAUCAUGGAGAAUUGUCCCAAGAGUCUAUUCAAACGGGUUCUAAUAAUUUUACUAGCUUUCAAGAAGACCCAUUUGUAGAUAAGCUAAGGACCCAACUUGGUGUGAUUCACCCAAUCCCCUCUCCUCCUAUUAAUCGGAACAUUUUUGGGUUGUUUGCGUUCUUUUUCUUUGUUGGGGUUGUUUUUGAUAAGCUUUGGACUUCAAGAAAAAGAAAUAAAUCAAGAGAUGAGGGUAGGCCAGGAAUUUGGCCACAGGUCCCUACGAGCUUUUCUUUGUUCCUCGAGAAGGAUUUGCAAAGGAAAGAAUCCGUGGAGUGGGUGAAUAUGGUGUUGGGGAAGUUGUGGAAGGUUUAUAGAGCUGGUGUUGAGAAUUGGAUCAUUGGGUUGCUUCAGCCAGUCAUUGACAAUUUGAAGAAACCUGAUUAUGUUCAGAGAGUUGAAAUUAAGCAAUUCUCGUUGGGGGACGAGCCAUUAUCUGUUAGGAAUGUUGAACGCGUAACUUCUCGUCGUGUUAAUGAUUUGCAGUACCAGAUAGGUCUCCGUUACACUGGUGGUGCUCGUAUGCUGUUGAUGCUAUCACUAAAAUUCAGCAUUAUUCCCAUUGUAGUGCCUGUGGGAGUUCGAGAUUUUGAUAUUGACGGUGAACUUUGGGUCAAGUUGCGAUUGAUACCAUCAGAGCCUUGGGUGGGAGCUGUAUCAUGGGCCUUUGUUUCACUUCCGAAGAUAAAGUUUGAAUUGUCACCAUUUCGCUUGUUCAAUUUAAUGGGUAUGUCUGUUUUCAUGCCCUCAGGAGUCUUUCCUCUUAUUUAUAUGCAUCAAAGUGAUGUAUAGAGUAGGUGUUAAGAUGGAAUGCAAGGAUUUGGGGCAAAAGAUGGAGAUACAUUAAAAAUCUUGACAACAUUGUCGGGGUUAUAAUUUCUACACCUAAAGAACCAUGAACACUUUGCUAUGAGUUUACCAAUUUUGGCUGGAGUUAGGAGUCAGGAGAAUUGUGAAAGAUUAGAGUAUAUGUAAGAGAAAGGGCAGUGCGAUGUUGCUUUUAUAUAAUGAUCAUCUUUCAAGAAGAAAGCUAAGAAGGUGAAGAGUAUAAAAGGGGGGCAAAAUUGGCGAGAGUAGUUUAAUCAUCUCUUGUCCACUGUGUGCAUGCAUUUAGUACUUUUGGCUCACAAUUGUUCUUUUUGCAUAAGUACCUCUACAGAAUCAUUGCCUAGAACCACCAUGUCACCAAUGAGCACAAAGAAUUUCGAUGCUUUUAUUGGUGUUUGACUGUAUGAUCAGAUUGGUGUUGCAUAUAUAUGAUCUAUUAGAAUUCCACUGGAACUUGCUAAAUAUGAGUAAGAAGUUUUCUUUAAUCCCUUGGAAGCCUUUUCCAAUCUACAUCUCCUUCCUUCACUGUAAGGUACUUCAAUCCAUGUUAUGGUAUUGUGUAUAUUUUUUUUCACUGUUCCUUUCUUUUAAGGAAGAAAUCUUAUGUAAAUUUGAUGUGCCAGAUUGAGUGACAUUAAGAAUUGGCUGCCAGAGGCAAGAACAUUUUGAGUAUUGUCUCAAGGAAUAAAUUGUAGAAAUCUAUUUACUCAUUAUCAAAUUUCUAAUAAAAUGACAAUCAACUUCUAUAUGCUUAGUCCUCUCAGUGAAUACCAGAUUUUUUUAAAAUCAAGAUCCUAUCUUCGAUUCUAGGGGAGGCUGCAUGAUCAGGAUUGUAGGAUCAAAUCUAGAAUUUUAAGAUCCUAUCAAUUGAGAAAACAAGAUGAAAAAUAUAUGUAACUAUACAAAAUUCUCAAAAACAAGAAUUAAACAAGUCUAGUAUAUUUGAUAAACUAGAUUCAGAUAUGUGAUUUGAGCAUGG
Messenger RNA from Ilex paraguariensis (yerba mate), 2131 nucleotides. Lineage: Eukaryota; Viridiplantae; Streptophyta; Magnoliopsida; Aquifoliales; Aquifoliaceae. The record is from the annotation of a GenBank genome assembly.